GAGGGGGAUUCUGAUUUUCAACUGGGUGGCUCGAGCCCUGGCCGACAGCCGUGGUACAUCGAGCCCUGGCCGACAGCCGUGGUACAUCGAGCCCUGGCCGACAGCCGUGGCACAUCGAGCCCUGGCCGACAGCCGUGGCACAUCGAGCCCUGGCCGACAGCCGUGGCACAUCGAGCCCUGGCCGACAGCCGUGGCACAUCAGACAGUAUACCACCGUAUCCAACCGGGAAGCAGUGGAGGCGGGUACGUUGGGCUCCCAGGUUGUCCGAGGCCACAUUCUGACAGUCAGAGACCGAGAGCAAGCUCUGCCGCACCCUUUCUCUACCGCGCACAGGUAAACUGCGGCCAAACGACCAAAGUCACUCGAAAGUCACAUUUGGAUUGUAAUUUUUGGCCAAAUGUAUGGAUUAAACAAAGACUAAACUCGUGUCUGGAAGCGGAUAUGAAGGGAUAGGCACUAAGACCAAAGAGAAGGGACAACGUCUCAGCCCACACACGAUUGGAGGAGAUAGACGUCAAUCAAACUGGACGCCGUCCAUUCCCUCCCACCCCUCAUGGCGAGACCACCCCCAACCCACCAAUAGGGCGAGUCCCAUCCACACGAACCCCCGCCACCACUCAUCCGUCCGGACAAUCCAAUUGGUCCCCCUCACUCCACUUAACUCCUGCCCACUCUACGCUCCACCCCAUCUGAUUGGUCAAGAUGGACAAGUUGACAGACGAUGUCCCCGGGUGCUACUACAACCGUACAGUGCAGUUCUUCUACGAACAUAGUGGCAAGAACAUCAGUGCCCACUGGCGUCCUCGGGACUACGUGGUGGUGAGCCUGGGCAUGGGUGUGUCUGUCAUCGUCAUCCUGGCCAACAUCCUGGUCAUGGUGGCCAUCUUCAUCAACCGACGUUUCCACUUCCCUAUCUACUAUCUGCUAGGCAACCUGGCGGCAGCAGACCUGUUCUCAGGUAUCGCCUACCUGCACCUGAUGUUCCACACUGGGCCCUGGACCAUCAAGCUGUCCAAGAACCAGUGGUUUGUACGCCAGACCCUGAUCGACUCCAGUCUGACAGCAUCGGUGUUGAACCUCCUGGCCAUCGCCUUGGAGCGCCACCAGACCAUCUUCACCAUGCAGCUCCACAGUAAGAUGACCAACCGCCGCGUGGUGCUGCUCAUCGCCCUUAUCUGGGGCCUAGCCAUCUUCAUGGGCCUGGUUCCCACCAUGGGCUGGCACUGUGUGUGUGACCUGGAAAACUGUUCCACCAUGGCCCCCAUGUACAAACGCUCCUACCUGGUGUUCUGGGCUGUGCUCAACCUGUUCACCUUCUCUCUCAUGGUGGCUGCCUACACCAGGAUCUUUGUGUAUGUCAGACACAAGAGCCAGAGGAUGUCUCAGCACACCAGCCAGAUACGACACAAGGAGACUGUGUUCAACCUGAUGAAGACGGUUUCUAUGAUCCUGGGUUGUUUUGUGAUCUGCUGGACCCCGGGCCUGGUGUUGUUGAUGUUGGAUGGUCUGGGCUGUGAAUCUUGCCAGGUGCUGCGUUAUGAGAAGUACUGUCUGGUCCUGGCUGAGUGUAACUCCCUGGUCAACCCCAUCAUCUACAGCUUCAGAGACACGGACAUGUUACAGACCUUCAAGCGGAUCCUCUGCUGCCUGUGUCGCCGUGGCGACGCCGGCCGCAAAGACACGCUGUCCGGCAUGCGCUGCAACACCCUGGAGCAAGAGAGAGAAAGAGACGUUCUACAUCGCCAAGACUUGAAUGAGUCCGGUUGAGUAAGACCAGCCCCCCGCGGUCAAUGUUUUGGUCUUCAGCUGGGUCCAUACUGGACUCUGAUAAUGCAACUGUUUUCCAUACAGACCUUCUAUAUAGUGACAAUGUCUCUGGAACGUUGUUGGAACGUUGUAGGAAGGCUGUCUGCCAACCCCUGGACAGCCUGGUGGGAUGUGAACCAGAUGUUAAAGUGGUUCAAACAGGUCUGACUAGUUGUCAUGUUUCCUGUGACCUGUAGCUAUGGCAUGUACACACACACACACACACACACACACACACACACACACACACAAACAAACACACGGCUGACUCAUCACUGUGUCGUUGCUCUCUGUGUGGAGACACAGGAGUGUGUGUGUGUGUGUGUGUUUACAGUACCCCACACAAACACCAGUUAAACGUUUACACAUCCUGUCAGUGAUGUCACUAAUGGAGAACAAACGGCACAAUUACAGGCAGGGGCGGAAACAUUUCAGUGUCGCACGCUAUUCUGCACUAACUCUGGUGUGACAGUGAAAUAUGUUCCCCUCGUACUUACCCUACCCCACCCAUGACACGGACUGUCAUUUUGUUUUACACACACACACACACACACACACACACACACA
Messenger RNA from Oncorhynchus nerka (sockeye salmon), 2374 nucleotides. RefSeq names its product lysophosphatidic acid receptor 2-like. The record is from RefSeq and is a predicted model, not a curated record. Gene Ontology annotation, biological process: regulation of metabolic process; adenylate cyclase-activating G protein-coupled receptor signaling pathway. The coding region runs from base 704 to 1768 and encodes 354 amino acids. Gene Ontology annotation, molecular function: lysophosphatidic acid receptor activity. The transcript is spliced from 8 exons. Gene Ontology annotation, cellular component: plasma membrane; cytoplasm. NCBI's taxonomy places the organism in Eukaryota, Metazoa, Chordata, Actinopteri, Salmoniformes, Salmonidae.